Messenger RNA from Olea europaea var. sylvestris, 1165 nucleotides. RefSeq names its product DAG protein, chloroplastic-like. The record is from RefSeq and is a predicted model, not a curated record. Lineage: Eukaryota; Viridiplantae; Streptophyta; Magnoliopsida; Lamiales; Oleaceae. The transcript is spliced from 5 exons. Gene Ontology annotation, biological process: cytidine to uridine editing; chloroplast RNA modification. The coding region runs from base 92 to 778 and encodes 228 amino acids. Gene Ontology annotation, cellular component: chloroplast.
CAAUACAAAAUUUACCAUUCUGCAAUUCCCAAAUUAUCUCCUUUGCGACCUUAUCAUUUUCUCCCUCACAAGCUCCUUCAUUUCCACUCUAAUGGCUACUCCAAGCCUCUCUCUCCAUCCCAAAACCCUAUCUUCCACCUACAAAACCCUAACAAUCCUUAAUCUCUCCUGCCCCUUUCCCUCUACCUCCAUAUCAUUCAUUCCCUGCACUUCCACGCCCCAAAUUCCAUCAAGAACUGCCGCUAUUCCUGUGUUGAGAGCCAUAACUGAUGGGGAUUACUCUUCCAAAAGAAGCAGCAGCAGUGAGGAAAGGGAAACGAUAAUGUUACCUGGCUGUGACUAUAAUCACUGGCUUAUUGUUAUGGAGUUCCCUAAAGACCCUGCUCCUACUAGAGAGCAAAUGAUUGAGACUUAUCUAAACACUCUUGCCACCGUUCUUGGAAGUAUGGAAGAAGCGAAGAAGAAUAUGUAUGCGUUUAGUACGACCACAUAUACUGGAUUUCAAUGCACUGUAUCUGAAGAGACAUCAGAGAAAUUCAAAGGUUUGCCAGGUGUUUUGUGGGUUCUGCCGGAUUCAUACAUUGAUGUUAAGAACAAGGACUAUGGAGGAGAUAAGUACAUUAAUGGAGAGAUAAUUCCUUGCCAAUACCCAACUUAUCAACCAAAGCAGUCUAGAAGUUCAAAAUACAAGAGCAAAGCAUACGUGAGACAGAGAGAUGGUCCUCCAGCUGAACGAAGAAAACCAAGACAAGAAGCAACUCCUGAAUCUUCCUCUUGAUGAACGGUCAGUAGGUGGCGAAUUGGUUGCAGAGUUGAAUUAGUAUUAGUGAAAUGCUAUUAUGUCGUUAAUAGUUUUAAAAGGUAGGAGGGUUUUAUGGCAAUGGGAGGUCCAUAGAGGUUACCAAACUCAGCUUAUUUCUUAAGCUUUGGUCACCGGUUCUUGUUGUCGAUUAUUGACAUUGAGACCAGUUCAUAGUUGUUCUAUGUGAGCAACAACAGUCAAUGCAGUGUGAGUGUGUAAUGGAGAACUGAUUUUGUCUCCUUGGUGUUCUAUGUUCCGGCAGCUUGAACUUAUUUCUCCUGCAACUAGUUCGCUUUAUUUACUUGUGAAAUGUUAUGUAACCAAGUUUUCACUAAGCGGAUAUAGCCAUGUGUGUUUGGUAUA